Miniopterus natalensis is the source of this 1934-nucleotide messenger RNA. Lineage: Eukaryota; Metazoa; Chordata; Mammalia; Chiroptera; Miniopteridae. The record is from RefSeq and is a predicted model, not a curated record.
GGAUUCUGCUAAACUGAGUGGGCUCAGUCUGUGAAUAUUUAUUAGCUGUUCAUUCAUCCUUUGGGUAUACGCUAUACCUCCAUAAAAAGGCUAAAAUAAAAUAAAUAUAAUAAUAGAAAUGAAAAGCACUCAAAUUUCCUUUUGCUAAUUCCCAUGGUAUAUUCUAAAAAGCUGGUGUUCGUCUCAGAUCACAGUACUUGUGUUUUCCCAAAUCCUAAGGCUAUGUACCAGCAGGACCAGAAUUUUGAAUCUUCUGUUUCUAUGUCUUGUGAUUAUUUUUUUUAUUUUUUUUUUGCCAAUCACAAGCUGGGCUAACCUGUAAGGCCCAUGACACAGCCCGCUGGCUGGAAGCCUGUCACCCUUCCUGUAUGAACUGACACUCUUUGCCAUGUUAACAGGUGAGCUGUGUGAGGAGAAGCUGAACUUCUGUGCCCAGGACCUGAACCCCUGCCAGCACGACUCCAAGUGCAUCCUGACGCCAAAGGGAGUCAAGUGCGACUGCACGCCAGGAUACAUAGGCGAGCACUGCGACGUGGACUUCGACGACUGCCAAGAUCACAAGUGCAAGAACGGAGCCCGCUGCACGGACGCGGUCAACGGCUACACGUGCACCUGCCCCGACGGCUACAGUGGCUUGUUCUGCGAGUUUUCUCCGCCCAUGGUCCUGCCUCGCACCAGCCCCUGUGAUAAUUUUGACUGUCAGAACGGAGCUCAGUGCAUCAUCAGGAUACAUGAGCCGAUAUGCCAGUGUCUGCCUGGCUUCCAGGGCGAGAAGUGUGAGAAGUUGGUUAGUGUGAAUUUUGUAAACAAGGAGUCCUAUCUUCAAAUCCCUUCGGCCAAGGUUCGGCCGCAGACGAACAUCUCACUACAGAUUGCCACAGACGAAGACAGCGGGAUCCUCCUGUACAAGGGGGACAAGGACCACAUCGCCGUGGAGCUCUACCGGGGGCGCGUCCGUGCCAGCUACGACACCGGCUCUCACCCGGCCUCUGCCAUUUACAGCGUGGAGACGAUCAAUGAUGGAAACUUUCACAUUGUGGAGCUACUCGCCCUGGACCAGAGUCUCUCCCUCUCUGUGGAUGGAGGGAGCCCCAAAAUCAUCACCAACUUGUCAAAGCAGUCCACUCUGAAUUUCGACUCCCCGCUCUACGUGGGAGGCAUGCCCGGGAAAAACAACGUGGCCGCGGCCCUGCGCCAGGCCCCGGGGCACAAUGGCACCAGCUUCCACGGCUGCAUCCGCAACCUGUACAUCAACAGCGAGCUGCAGGACUUCCGCAAGGUGCCCAUGCAGACGGGCAUCCUGCCCGGCUGUGAGCCCUGCCACAAGAAGGUGUGCGCCCAUGGCACGUGCCAGGCCAGCGGCCAGUCGGGCUUCACCUGCGAGUGUGAGGAAGGAUGGACGGGGCCGCUCUGUGACCAGAGGACCAAUGACCCCUGUCUUGGAAAUAAAUGCAUGUAUGGCACCUGCCUGCCCAUCAACGCCUUCUCCUACAGCUGUAAGUGCCUGGAGGGCCAUGGGGGUGUCCUCUGUGACGAAGAGGAGGACCUGUUUAACCCCUGCCAGGCCAUCAAGUGCAAGCAUGGGAAUUGCAGGCUCUCAGGCCUGGGGCAGCCCUACUGCGAAUGCAGCAGUGGGUACACUGGGGACAGCUGUGACCGAGAAGUCUCCUGCCAGGGGGAGCGGAUAAGGGAUUAUUACCAAAAGCAGCAGGGCUACGCUGCUUGCCAGACGACCAAGAAGGUGUCCCGGCUGGAGUGCAGAGGCACCUGCUCGGCCGGCCAGUGCUGCGGGCCCCUGAGGAGCAAGCGGCGGAAAUACUCCUUCCAGUGCACCGACGGCUCCUCCUUCGUGGACGACGUGGAGAAGGUGGUUAAGUGCGGCUGCACCAGGUGCCCCUCCUAACGGCCCCCCGGGCGGCUGCUGGCCCCUGCGG